AUGAAUGUCCCGACUCUUGAACAAAUUUUUUUGUCUAUAAAACCAAUGUAUAUAUACUUUAAACGAAUAGAAAUAGAAAUACAAGCAAUUCAAAAAGCAUUUCCUAUGUCACCAACAGUUUUACCUCAUCCUCUUAAUUAUUUACAAUAUGCAACAUUAGUUGGAACAAUUCCAAUUCAAUACUUGGGUGCUAAUUAUAAUAUUCCUAUCAUGAUAAUGUUUCCUUAUGAUUAUCCUAUGAAACCUCCUUUCUUCUUUACUGACCCUUCUCCUGAUAUGGUUAUUGUUCCUCAACAUCCUUAUGCUAUGGAUGAUAGAACUAUUAUUCAUCCUUUAUUACAACGAUGGAAUGACUCUUCAAACAGUUUAGACGUUUUGGUUUGUCUUCAACUUGACUUUUCAAAUUAUCCUCCUCUCAAGAAAAGAAAGGAAAACCUUUCAGAAAUUCAAUCUACUCUUAAACAACAAAUUCAACAACUAAAACAAGGACCUUCUUAUGACAGGACUAGUCAAUGGAAAGAAAGAAACUUCACUAACUCUCAACCUCCUUUCCCUCUAAAUUCAUAUCAACGUUCUCCUUUCUAUUCACAACAAUGCCCACCUUUCUAUACACCAUACGGAUAUAAUACUUCUCCUUUUUGUCAACACCCAAUAGAUUAUUAUCAAAUGAAUAAUUUAUAUCAAUAUGGGUAUAACCAAUUUCGUCUAUUACCAAAACCAAAUGGAAUACAACCACAUCCUAAUUCUGCUUUCCAUUUUGACUAUAAUCAUCAACUAUUGCCUCAAGUUGAUCCUUCACUACAUCAAACACUUCGUUCUACUACAAGUCAACAAGAAUUUAGUCAAAUUGCUCAAAAACUUAAACAACAACAAGUCAAUAAAAAUGAACCAUUACCUGAUGUUAGUACUUUAUCAUUAGAAGAUAUUGACCAACUCCUUGUAGAAGGUAAAAUAAGUAUUGAAACGUAUAAAAGAAUGUAUAUCGAUUAUCAAAGAAGGGUGCAUAAGAAGUAA
Molecule: messenger RNA, 1014 nt
Organism: Entamoeba nuttalli P19
Lineage: Eukaryota; Evosea; Mastigamoebida; Endamoebidae
Product: tumor susceptibility gene 101 domain containing protein
Exons: 1
Coding region: 1-1014 (337 amino acids)
Biological process (GO): protein modification process; endosome to lysosome transport; protein transport
Cellular component (GO): ESCRT I complex
Molecular function (GO): ubiquitin binding
Source: RefSeq, a predicted model, not a curated record